CAGCAGCCUGUAGUCUGUAAUUUUCCAACCAGCACUGUAUGAAGUGAGAGUCGGGGUUUCGCCCAGAUCUGGGAGAUCUCUGUAAGCUGAUCUCCAGCUUAGAGUCGGAGCUGGGAGUGUGGCAGUGAAAGACUGGCAGAUCUCUGUGUAAGAGCUGCAAAAAUGGUCAACUUAGAGGGAUCAGUGACACUCCAGGAUGUGGCUGUGGAAUUCACCCCAGAGGAGUGGCAGCUGCUUGACUGUGAUCAGAGAACCUUGUAUUGGGAUGUGAUGUUGGAGAACUUUAGAAACCUCAUCUCAAUGGGGUGUCCAGUCACCAAAACAAUAGUGAUCUUCAAGGUGGAGCAAGGACAAGAGCCAUGGAUGGUGGAGGGAGAGAACCCACGUUGGCGCUCUCCAGAAGCUGACUGCCCACUUAUUGAUGAAUCAGACAAGCACCAGGAAAGCAAAGACAAUUUUUUGAAUUCAGUUUUGUUCAUGUUCAAUAAAAUUCUGACUGUGAAGAGACUUCAUGGCUAUAAUAUGAGCACAAGUCUUAAUCCUACAAGAAAAAUAUCAUAUAAAUGUAAGUCAUAUAGGAAGAGUUUGCAACCUACUUCAGACUUACUUAAUUGUAAUAGGUGUUAUACUGGAGAAAACUCUUAUGAAUGCAGUGAAUGUGGGAAAGCCUUCAAAACGAAGUUUCAUUUUAUUAGACAUGAAAAAAAUCAUACAAGAAAAAAACCCUUUGAAUGCAACGACUGUGGGAGAGCCUAUAGCAGGAAGGCUCACCUUGCAACUCAUCAGAAAAUACAUAAUGGAGAGAGACCCUUUGUGUGCAGUGAUUGUGGGAAAGCAUUUACACAUAAAGCACAACUCAUGGUCCAUCAGAGACUCCACACUGGAGAGAAACCUUAUGAAUGCGGUCAAUGCGGAAAAUCAUUCACCUGGAACUCCUCCUUUACUCAACACGUGAAAUCACAUACACUUGAGAACUCAUUUGAAUGUAAGGAAUGUGGGAAAACCUUCAGGUAUAGUUCAUCCCUUUAUAAACACUCUAGAUUUCAUACAGGAGAGAAACCCUAUCGAUGCAUCGUGUGUGGCAAAGCCUUUGGCAACACUUCUGUGCUUGUUACUCAUCAAAGAAUUCACACAGGAGAGAAACCUUAUGGAUGUAUUGAAUGUGGCAAAGCCUUCAUCAAGAAGUGUCACCUCCUCAGACAUCAGAUAAUUCAUACAGGAGAAAAGCCCUAUGAAUGUAGCAAAUGUAGGAAAGCAUUUUCCCAGAAGUCAAAUCUUAUUUUACAUCAGAAAAUUCAUAUGUAAUAUUCACUUAUGAAUCUGAGAAAACUUUAAAUAUUUGAUAAACCUUAUUAAGUAGAGAAUUUAUGGUGAGGAGAAAUCCACCAAUCUGAAUGAAUUGGAAGAAUAAAUUCCCAUUAAAAAAAACAAUGCCAAUCAUGUUCUGCAAGUGAUAAUAAAGUUUUUAGAGAAAAGAUCACAGAAAAAGUUAAUUUAUAAAUGCACAUAGAGCUUGGAAAGUAAGCAUAAAUUAAACAAUCAAGGAAUCAGUGAAAACUACAUUUACCAUCUCUGAUUUUUAAUUCUUAUAACAAAUUAUACAAUUAUGCAAGUGUGAGUAAAAAAUAUGUUUAUAUUAUAUUAAAUUAUAUCUAUUAAGAGUUUCUGCAGUAAAUUUCACCAUUUUUUUCUUCCAAUCCUAACAGUAACAUGCAAGUGAAAACAUGUGGUUUAAUAUGUAGUAUGAAUUUCAGUAAUAUUUGCACCCAUUUGCUGGCACUUUUGAGGGGUAUGGCAGUGUUACUGAAUCUCAUUCUCAAACUUGUUAUAAAGAUGUAUAGAAUUACACAUAUGUAUAAUUUAACAAGAUACCAAUUGAGAGGGGGAAAGCAGUUGUAUUCUGUAUUACAGUAAGUACUCAGUUGAGGAAAAGAAGCAUUUAAAUAAGUGUGUAAAUAAAACAUUUGCCCUUCAAAUAUUCCUGUUCUUUUUCAUUGAUGUAUUUACCUAAGGUAUAAGUAUAGCUCAAGUAGUAGUUAACUAGGGUAUCAUCUACAUUUCAUUUUAAUAAACUAGAGUGUCAUGAUACUUUGCAACU
This is a messenger RNA of Globicephala melas (long-finned pilot whale), 2098 nucleotides long. Lineage: Eukaryota; Metazoa; Chordata; Mammalia; Artiodactyla; Delphinidae. The record is from RefSeq and is a predicted model, not a curated record.